Alosa sapidissima (American shad) is the source of this 2646-nucleotide messenger RNA. RefSeq names its product cytohesin 1a (gene cyth1a). NCBI's taxonomy places the organism in Eukaryota, Metazoa, Chordata, Actinopteri, Clupeiformes, Clupeidae. Gene Ontology annotation, biological process: regulation of ARF protein signal transduction. Gene Ontology annotation, molecular function: guanyl-nucleotide exchange factor activity. The transcript has 13 exons. The record is from RefSeq and is a predicted model, not a curated record. The coding region runs from base 257 to 1453 and encodes 398 amino acids.
ACCAGAACAGGAUUGGUUCGUGAAGCCAGGGCCGUUCUAAACCACUCCCCACGUUUCCUCUCCAAGCUCAUCCGGUGGUGUGUAGCUUAGCGUAAGCUAUUUUGCUAAACGUUUUUUUUUUCGCGUGAAGAGAAGACUAAUAAAACUAAGCAACGACAAGCGACUAAACUUUCUUUUUUCGUCACUGUGUGUCAGCCUGUUAAUUCUAGCCUAAGUCUUGAUUGUCUGGAAAGGCCAGAAGGUAACAGAGAACAAAAUGGUGCUAAAGUCAGAAGACGGAGUUGUGCCGGAUGAUCUCACUCCAGAAGAGCAGCAGGAGCUGGAAAACAUCCGCCGCCGCAAACAAGAGUUGCUGGAUGACAUACAGAGGCUGAAGGAUGAGAUAGCAGAGGUGACCAGUGAGAUCGAGAACCUGGGCUCCUCAGAGGAGAGGAAGAACAUGCAGAGGAACAAACAGGUGGCCAUGGGCCGCAAGAAGUUCAACAUGGACCCCAAGAAGGGCAUCCAGUUUCUGAUUGAGAACGAGCUCCUCAAGAACACCAGUGACGACAUCGCCCAGUUCCUCUACAAAGGGGAGGGCCUUAAUAAGACCGCUAUAGGGGACUACCUUGGGGAGAGGGAUGACCUCAACAUUCAGGUCUUGCACGCAUUUGUGGAGCUGCAUGAAUUCACCGAUCUUAACCUGGUGCAGGCACUCAGGCAAUUCCUGUGGAGUUUCAGGCUCCCUGGCGAGGCUCAGAAGAUUGACCGUAUGAUGGAGGCAUUUGCACAGCGCUAUUGUCAGUGCAACCCUGGUGUCUUCCAGAGCACAGACACCUGCUACAUCCUGUCCUUUGCCAUUAUCAUGCUGAACACUAGCCUGCACAACCCCAAUGUGAAAGACAAGCCCGCGGUGGAGAGGUUCAUCUCCAUGAACAGAGGCAUCAACGAGGGAGGAGACCUACCAGAGGACCUGCUCAGAAAUCUCUACGACAGCAUCAAGAAUGAGCCCUUCAAAAUCCCAGAGGAUGAUGGGAACGACCUCACACACACUUUCUUCAAUCCGGACCGUGAAGGCUGGUUGCUCAAACUGGGUGGACGUGUGAAGACAUGGAAGAGGAGGUGGUUCAUCCUCACCGACAACUGCUUGUACUACUUUGAGUACACAACUGACAAAGAGCCCAGAGGAAUCAUUCCCUUGGAGAACCUCAGCAUCCGGGAGGUGGAGGAUAAGAAACCGAAUUGCUUUGAGCUGUUUAUCCCAGAUAACAAGGACCAGGUGAUCAAAGCGUGUAAGACUGAGGCCGAUGGAAGGGUCGUCGAGGGCAACCACACCUUCUACCGCAUAUCUGCUCCAACAGCUGAUGAGAAGGAUGAGUGGAUGAACAGCAUCAAAGCUGCCAUCAGUCGAGAUCCAUUUUAUGAGAUGCUUGCGGCUCGGAAGAAGAAGGUCUCCUCCAUGAAGAGGCACUAGGCGUUCCAGGCCCCUCUGCAGUCUGGACAAAGCACGGGAGCAGAGAUGAGCUGCUCAUUGGUGGAGGAGAGACGUGGCUUACAGUUAAGCAACCAUGUCUCUUCUCCUUCACUUCUCUGGGAUUGGUUGAUAGCUUUUAGAGUGGGAGGGGUCAGUGGGGAAAAUGGCUUUGCACUGGCUGGUUGGAAAUGGCCAUGGGGAUGCCAAUCACUACAGGGUUUCCUGCUUCCCUUCGAACUAUCCUGCAGUCCCAAUUCCCAACUGGCCAUUGUAGGGCAAGAGAGCCUGUUUUUUUCUCUCUCUCUGUUGCUCUGUGAAACUCUCAAAAACAGCUUUAUUGCGCUUAACCAACCUUUUCUUGUUUCACUCUUGCAGAAGCACCUAUGUUAAACUAUGAAAUCAGCAGGUCUGACAGAAAGUGGAGUCUACCAAAAUUUUCCUAUUUACUGUUGAAAAUAAGAGAGGUAUCUUUCAUUGUGUGCUUUGAUAUGUUUUGGCUGAAUGUGUAUUUUUUUACAUUUUUAUCGCAAUGAUUUCUUUGUCCAAGCGUUAUGCUUGCAUGACUCAACAGAUUUGUAUGGAAGAGGAGUGGUUGGAGUGGAAUUUGUUCAGGGUUAUAAUGAUGUGUGGUCGGGUUUAUGGAUGUCUCAGCAACACCCAGAACAACCCCUUUUAGAGGCCUUGUUUGCAAUGAAAUAGUUUUCAGACGUUAGAUUGUAGUCGGUAGAACAAUCCAAGUCUAGUCACAUCACGUGCCUACCUGGUCCCACUUGGACCCAAAGAAGCCACACGUUCAUGCUGCACUCUCCCGUGUCAGUGCAUGACUUCAUGAAUGAGUUCUUCUCAAAUGUAACACAGUUUUGGCUCCACACCUGGGUGAUCAGUGCCUGCGGUUUCUCAGUGCUCUUCUCUGAGUUAGCAUUUGCUGCUAACUCCUUCGCACUCUCUCUCGUGCACUGACUGUCAGAGAUUAAAAAUAUCUAAGCAGUAUUGGUUUAUUUAUCAAGGAUGUAUAUACUUCAAUGUAUAAUGAAUACUGUCUCCAUUUCAGAAAGAGUAAUGUUUGUCAUGUUGUAGCAUUAUAUUGUUAGCCUAGUGCCAUUUUUUCCUUUGGUGUCAUUUUAAAGUUUCUACCAUUUCGUGGUAACUUGUGCUAUAAUACAAAAAAUAAUAAUAAAAAAACUGAAAUUACA